Messenger RNA from Acyrthosiphon pisum (pea aphid), 1533 nucleotides. Its product is annotated as zinc finger MYM-type protein 1-like. Bases 1 to 1533 code for a protein of 510 amino acids. NCBI's taxonomy places the organism in Eukaryota, Metazoa, Arthropoda, Insecta, Hemiptera, Aphididae. The record is from RefSeq and is a predicted model, not a curated record. The transcript has 7 exons.
AUGACGAAAUUUGGAAAUCAAAAACGUUGUUUUAAUGCUUCUUACUUUAACGAACACGAUUGGUUAGAAUACAGUAUACAAAAUGAUGCUUUGUAUUGCUUUCCGUGUUGCAAUUUUGGUGCCAACGAUAAUGAAGGAACAUUUUCAAAAACUGGCUUUAGAAAUUGGAAAAAAAUUUUUGGGUCUAGAGGCAUUACAAGAAAAAAACAGACUAAGCUUAAAGCUCAUGCUAGUACAAAAAGUCAUCUUACUUGUGUUGCUAAAUGGUGUCCUAAGAAUACUGAGACAAUUGGUAGUGUGCAUACACAAUUAUCAACACAUCAUAAAUUAGAGGUUGAAGCUAAUAAAAAUUAUAUAAAAACAUUAAUUGAUAUCACAUUAUAUUUAAGUUGCCAGGGACUACCAUUUAGAGGCCAUGACGAGUCUACUGAUUCACUUAAUAAAGGGAAUUUCAAGGAAGCAUGUCAAUUAAUGUCCAAAUAUGUACCUGAGUUUUCUGUACAAUUUCUGAAAACUACAAAUUACACUAGUCCUUUAGUUCAAAUAGCAUUAUUGAAAUGUGCGCAAAAAAUAUGCUAUAAAGAAGAGAAAAUGGCCUUAUGUAUACGCUAUUGUAAAGGGCUAGACAUUGUUGAAAAGUUCAUUGGUUUCAUUAACUGCUCUGAAAGUCAAAAUGCUCGGUCUCUUUGUGAAUAUAUACUCAAAUACUUGAAGGAAUGUGGAUUAAACCCGAAUGCUAAAAAGUCUUACAAUGGAGCUAGUGUUAUGUCUGGGAGAUUUAAUGGUGUACAAGCUUUAAUAAAAUGUAAAUUUCCAUAUGCUAUUUAUACACAUUAUAUGGCUCAUAGAGUCAACCUUGUAGUGCUUGAUAUGUGUAAAACUGAAAAGGUAGGUAUAUUUAUCAUAUUGUUUGCUUUAAAGGAAUCAAGUAAUGUUAUUCAUACAUUAGAGUCACUAUAUGUUCACUUUUCUCAACCAGCAAGAAAUAAAAAUCUCAUUGACAUUCAAAAAAAUUUAGUUAUUGAAAAAAAGACUUUAACAAGACUGAGUGACACAAGAUGGAACUGUCGAUAUAAAAAUUGUGAAGCUGUACAAAAAUGUUAUGCUUCUAUCAUAACAUUAUUAAAAGAAGAAAUUGAAAACAAUAAUGAUAAAGAUGUUAACGAAGCAAUAGGAAUUCUCACCAAUAUGCAAAAAGGAAUAUUUGUGGUUAAUUUAUUUAUUCUUCAAAAGGUGCUUACUAUGAUUAAUAUAUUAUCAAAUCAACUUCAGUCAAAGACAGCUACACUAGGAAAUGCGGAAAAUGUAAUAAAAAGUGUUAUUAAAUCGUUCGAAGAUUUAAGAAAUCCUGUUGCCUUUUCACAAAUGUGGAAAGAAAUAUUACAAUUUUGUUAUAAAAGAAAAAGGUUACAGCCAAAAAGCCUAUCAAGUUUUGUUAUGAGUGCUCAAUACAACACUCCUGAGGAAUUAGAGGAAAGUAAAGAAGAUUAUUUCAGAUGUCAUGCUUAUUUUCCUAUUGGAUUGUAUAAUUGA